This is a messenger RNA of Durusdinium trenchii, 1622 nucleotides long. Lineage: Eukaryota; Dinophyceae; Suessiales; Symbiodiniaceae. The record is from the annotation of a GenBank genome assembly.
AGCUGGGCCACGCAUCUCCCAGCCGCUGUCCGCGAAAAGGACAGCAUGGCUACCUACAUCAACUACGGUGAGGGAGAGGAGGAUGCCAUUGUACAGGGCGCUGAGUGGUUGCAGAGAGUUUUGCAACAGCAGCAAGGGCUCGAAGCCGAGAAAGCCUUUACUGAAAGAUUCAAGAAGGACUUCAAGGAUGCUCAAGAAACGAGCAAGAGGUACGACUACGGUCCUGUCUUUGAUCUGCUCGUCGAAUAUAGCAAGAAUUUGUUCUCAGCCAUCCCUGAGAAUAAACCAGAAGAGCGGCUGAGGGAGGUCGAGAGCUUCUUCGCGCUGAUUUUGAGCAUGCUGCUACUGCUCGAGGAUGCGACUCACCUGGACAGAGCCACUACACAGCUCUGUGAUUUGUUUAGCGCGAACACUGAACAGCAGCCGGAGCUGCGAUUGAGACUCCUCAUGAUGCUGUACAACACCUUCAACAAUCCAGCGGUGGAGUUCAGAUACCGAGUCUUCAAGUACACCCUGGAUUUUGCGGCUCGGGCCGACAUGUUUGACCAGGUGCUGCCCUACCUUGACUACCUGGAAUCCUGGAUGGCGGAUUGGGACGCCUACCUCCAAAUCGAUGACAAACGUGAGCUCUACGCAAGCAUCUCUACGUACAUGAGGAACUAUGGCAAAAGGCCAGAGGCCUUCCAGUACUUGAAGAUGUACCACAGCCUUUUCCAGGGUGAGCCGAAAGAUGCGCUCAUCAAGCCAAAGGUGGCAGACCAAACGGUUCAGCUCAUGAAGGACGCCAUUACGCUACCUGUGGUCAUUCAGUUCGAUGACAUUCUCAUGCUGGAUAGCGUGAAGGCGCUGAAGGGCACCAAGCAAGAAGCUUUGGUGACGCUAUGUGAGAUUUUCCUGUCUGGGACUGUGGACGACCUUAAGGAGUUCCAGAAGAAGAACGGGAAGAUCUUUGACGAGCACGGUCUGAGCUUUCAGGAAGCGAUGUCCAAGAUCCGACUCCUCACAUUGGCCACGAUGGCAAGAGGGCAGUGCGAAUUGCCCUUGGAUGAGAUUGCUAAGCAGAUUCAGGAGACUCCCAGUGGUGUUGAGCCCUGGGUGGUCCGCGCAAUCUCAGAGGGCGUCAUCGAUGGGCGCAUCGACCAAUUGAAUGGCAAGGUGCUCGUCAAAUCUGCUUUCCUUCGAAAAUUUGAGAAGGAGGAGUGGAACUUUCUUGACUCAAAGCUGUCCCAGUGGAUUGAGAACUUGGAAGAAGUGAUCAAGUUCCUGGCGGAGAAGAAGACCGAGGCAGCCUAGACUUGACGGACUCGCGACAAGUAAGACGGAUCCGUAAGCGCGAGGCCCAUCAUGGGCCAGCGGAGAAAGGAGACGGGGGCUUCUGCGGCGCCACUGCGAGGCCCAAAAAGGGGUGCUGAUCAGCAACGAUGGGUGUGGUGUUCUGCUUGCACUUGUGCAUUGUGAAAAGUAAAAGAGGGAGCCCAAGACCGGACUUGGGGCGCGAGACUGACAUGCAGUUGUUUAUUCUACGUUCGGUGUAAGAAACCGGGUGGUUUUGCCGUGGCCGUUGGCUGCGGACAGUCGACGAACGUCAAUCGAGAAUUGGAAAGCAAAGAUCGAGUCAUCGC